Seminavis robusta is the source of this 1123-nucleotide messenger RNA. The record is from the annotation of a GenBank genome assembly. Lineage: Eukaryota; Bacillariophyta; Bacillariophyceae; Naviculales; Naviculaceae.
CUCAAUUAUUCCUUCGCGGAACCUCUCGCUCAAGAUGUUGUCCAAAGAAGGCAUGGGUAUGGUAGCAAGCUCCUGUGAACGAAUACAUACUAAUGUCAACAUCCACAACCAACAACAACAGCGCCUCGAUCAAGAAUGAUGAUCCAGAAUCCGGUUCCGAUUCGAGCGGCCGCCAGUAUGCGUCGAUUGCCGAAAUGUGGAAUGCCCAGGGAGUGGGUGCCUAUACUCCCCGCUCCCAGAUCCAACAAGUGUGGUAUGACAAGGCCACAGAUUGGUACGAAGAGAAUUGUCCUGCAACGGUGGAUGGCGUCUUGGGUGGUUUUGCGUCCAUCAGUGAGAUUGAUUUGAAGGGGUCCCAUGCAUUUUUACAAGAACUGCAGCAGCAACAACAACAACCCACAUUGGAUUGGACCCUGGGGGCUGGUUGUGAAUGUGGAGCUGGAAUUGGCCGUGUUACCAAGGGUUUGCUACUACCAUUGGGAGUGACUCAGGUUGAUUUGGUGGAAUCGUCGUCUCGAUUGCUAUGCGAGAGUCCCGAGUAUAUCGGCGAAGAAGGAGCGGCCAACUGUAAAUUUUAUUGCAGUGGUUUGCAAGAUUGGACUCCUCCAUCGGGCCGGUAUUAUACCAUUAUCUGGAUUCAAUGGGUCUUGAUAUAUUUGACGGAUGACGAUGUCAUUUGCUUUUUGAAUCGAUGUGCGGAUUCACUGCUACCGAAUGGCAAGGGAGUGAUCGUGGUGAAAGAAAAUACAACUGGUGAUGGGGAAACCUUUGUGGUGGACAAUGACGAUGUAUCAGUCUGUCGAUCGUUGCCGUAUUGGUUGAAGUUGAUUGAAAAGGCUGGUCUGAAAGUGGUUUACCAAAAGAUGCAAACGGACUUUCCCCCCGACAUCUUUCCAGUUCCCAUGCUGGCAUUGACAAAACAAUAACAAUCAUCAACCACUACUUGCUAGCUACCGGUAGCUUGUAUCUGACUUAGUUAGUAUGAGAAUAUAUUGUAAAAGGAGGAAAGAAGAUAGCAGACAGGGGGUAGCAUUAGAAUGGACUUCUAGCUAGACUUGUACUGGUGGAUGCGAGCGGAUUAGUGCAAGGGCUCCGUGCAAUUUCUAAAACCAUCACGUUUUAC